Molecule: messenger RNA, 2393 nt
Organism: Pomacea canaliculata
Lineage: Eukaryota; Metazoa; Mollusca; Gastropoda; Architaenioglossa; Ampullariidae
Exons: 10
Coding region: 468-1400 (310 amino acids)
Source: RefSeq, a predicted model, not a curated record
CCGCGUUUCGUUGUUGACGGUAAUCUGUUCUGUUAGCUAGGUUUGACCUCAUUUUCUCAGCAGUGCUGUUGACGUCGGGUGUUACAACUCUUUCAAUACUCACACGAAUUGAUCUAUUCAUGGCAGCAUCUUGUGUGCAUUGAUUGUAGGACGUAUUUACAUGUCCAGUUGUGGAUAUGAUCACGAUAGCAGCCUGCUGCAAACAGUGCGCUGUUACUUUCGUGCUCAACUCAGCUCAGGUUAGACUGCGAACUUACGAUUUGGAUGUUUUUACAUCAAGUACAGUUUGAAAGACAGGAUUAAACCGUAAAAGGUGUUUUUUACUAUAUGUGGAAGACAAUUAUUAUAUCAACUAAGGAGUGUAAAUUUUGUCUAAAGUAUCAGAUGCAAUUGUUGAAGUCCCAAGCCUGCAGCUGUACACAGAACUGUGCUGAUGAAUUAAUAUAAAUCUUUUCUGGAUCACCAAUAUGGCUUUCAUGUGGUUUUUCCCUAGUUUUUGUAUAUUGAGUGUGAUUUUCUCAGGGCUUUUCAACUGUCCAAGAGCAAUGGAAGAAUUGGAUAUGCAUAAAUUACAGGAUGCAUUAAACAUCAGGGCACCAUUAUUGGUGUUGCUUUAUUCUGAUAGCUGUCAAGCAUGUCAAGAAGCUGAAGACCUCUUGAAUACAAUGACAAGCCAAGGGGAGAUCAGUCAAUUAAUACCAGACAUUCAAGUUAUGAAAGAAAAGACUAAUGGGGCUGUUGCUUCUUUACUGAAAUCUCAAGUUUCACCCACUUUCGUACUUAUAAGAGAUGGAGAAAUUGCAGUAUAUACAGAUAAAUUGGAUGAUUCUGAGCAAAUCUUCUCAUGGUUGGGAAAGGCAGGUUCCACAUCACUGACUCGAUUUUUGACUGAUGAUACUUUUGAACAUCUGACACAGGCAUCAACAGGUUCAACUACUGGUCACUGGCUUGUUUUAUUUUAUCGGCAGUCAUGUCCAGACUAUUUCCAUAUCCUUGAAAGCAUAGGUGUCAAUGAAAAGUCAUGGAUAAAUGUUGCCAAGGUUGAUGUGGAUGCAAACCCCAAGCUGGCUUUGCGUUUCAAGAUCACCACAUGUCCAGAACUCAUAUAUUUCAGGGAUGGAAAGAUGUAUCGCUAUGAGACACAAAAGUAUGAUUUACCAUCUGUGACUUCUUUUGUCAAGUCAUGGUAUAGAAAUGUUAAAGCCUCACCUGUUCCUGUGGAGAGCACAGCUUUUGAUGCUUUAACGGAGAAUAUUGCAUUGUAUAUCAAGUCUCAGCUGCAGGGAGAAAACCGCACUCUGAUCCUGGCUGUUGCUGGAGGGCUGACAUUUACAUUUGUCAUAGUCAUCAUCUUCUGUUGCAUCACAGGUGGAAGUGACUCCAAGAUGAAAAAAGACUAAAAACAAAUUCAUUGCUACAUUUCUGUUUUAUCCAUAUUGAAACAGUUCCAGUGUGUUAAUUUUAAUCUAUGAUGUUAAGUAACUGCUUUCUCCAAUUUAUGGCUUGAGAAAUACUGAAAAAAUGUAGCCUUUUUCAUUCAUUAAUUUUUUCUUCUGUUGCUGUUGUUUUUAGCACAAACCUUUUGCCAGGUUUGAACAUUUAGUCAAAAGUUUGAUGUCCUGUUUACAUGCUUCAAGAACUGUUGAUGAUUAUUGAAGUGACUAUGGUAAAUAGUAUAAAUUGUUGCAGCAGCUUUUAGUUGAAGGUCAUCCAGCACGGUUUCAAAGGCAGUUUUAUUUGGGGGUUUAAGUUAAAGAUUGUCUGCUGUUGACAUGGAUGUUCAUGGGAGAAUGGCUGUCCUUACCUUUGCUCUAAAAUUGUCUGCCUCAGUUUUAAAUAUUAAGAAAUUUCUCAGCUUCUGUGGGCUUUUGGUAAACUUGCUGAUAAGCUCAUCAAGCGUGGUUGUAAAAAGGAUUAACUCUAUCCAUGUUUGGCUGAGCUAUAAAAGGUUAUAAUAAAAUGUCAUCUGAUUGGUAAACAUUUUUUUCCAUUUUAAUUUAAAGGAAUGAAGGUGGCCUUAUAAAUGUGUAGUGAUGGGAGGAGGGCACAUUGAUGGAGGCAAACGUUCUUAGAUUUGGUAAUGGCUCUUUGUAUUUACAUUCCGCUGUGCAUUUUCUUUUUCAGGAGUUAUGGUGUGUUAAUAACUGUUGUAUGUAUUUGAAUUGCUUGUUAUGGUUGUGUUUUAGGAUAUUUGGUUUUAUUUUUUCUGCUGGUUUUCCUUCUUUAUGCAAUGGAAGUAGCAUAACUUCAUCAGAAUAUCUGUGCUACUUUUAUGCCUAGUGUACUGAAUGUUGCCAAAAACACAAUUGCAAUGAUGUUCGUAUCUCUGGAGAAUGGGACUUGGAAUUAAAUUUUCAUAACUUCAGGUAUCAAUAUAUUGAUGUUAAAAUGUU